CCUAGCCGUCUACAAACAUUUUCUUUUCUUCUACCCUAAUUAAAAAGACAAAAAUGAGUCUAACAGAUAUAGAUAAAUCCCUGGUCAAGGCUUUCUGGGAUAAAGUUUCCGGAAAGGCUGACGCUAUUGGCCAUGAAGCUCUGGUGAGAAUGCUUCUUGUGUACCCUCAGACCAAAAUCUAUUUUGCUCAUUGGCCUGACCUCUCUCCUGGUUCUGAGUCAGUAAAGAAGCAUGGUCAAAAUGUGAUCUGCGCACUGAGCGAUGCUGUGACUAAAAUCGAUGAUCUAGUUGGUGGCCUAAGUGCACUAAGUGAUCUGCACGCUUUCAAGCUGCGCGUGGAACCAGGAAAUUUCAAGAUUUUAUCUCACAACCUCCUCGUGACCUUCGCCAUCAAUUUUCCGGCUGAUUUCACUCCAGAGGUGCACAUUGCCAUGGACAAGUUUCUCGCCGCUGUGUCUGCAGCUCUUGCCGAGAAAUACAGAUGAACAACAGUAAAAUACUUGUUUUCAAAUGAUCAUGUGAUUAUAAAGAAUGUCAUCAUGCAUGCUCCAAAUAAAUAAUAAAACAAAUUGUUUCUUUAAA
Hemibagrus wyckioides is the source of this 582-nucleotide messenger RNA. It is a transcript of the gene hbaa2, whose product is annotated as hemoglobin, alpha adult 2. Gene Ontology annotation, cellular component: blood microparticle; haptoglobin-hemoglobin complex; hemoglobin complex. The transcript has 3 exons. The record is from RefSeq and is a predicted model, not a curated record. Gene Ontology annotation, molecular function: oxygen carrier activity; organic acid binding; haptoglobin binding. Gene Ontology annotation, biological process: oxygen transport; hydrogen peroxide catabolic process. The coding region runs from base 54 to 485 and encodes 143 amino acids. Lineage: Eukaryota; Metazoa; Chordata; Actinopteri; Siluriformes; Bagridae.